Entrophospora candida is the source of this 654-nucleotide messenger RNA. Lineage: Eukaryota; Fungi; Glomeromycota; Glomeromycetes; Entrophosporales; Entrophosporaceae. The record is from the annotation of a GenBank genome assembly.
GAGAAACAAAAGCUUGGUAAGAAAGGUGGAGGCAUGAGAAUGAGUAGUCAGGUAACUAGUUUACUUCAAAAUUACUUUCAUGCUGGAAAUACAAAUAAAAGUGAUAGGUAUUCACCUGAAGACAUGUUGAAUGAGUUGAACGUUAGUGAUUUAGUCAAUAAAAGUCAGGCAGUGAUAGUUGAUUCGAGUAGUGAUGGUGAAAAUGUCAUGUACUCCAAAUCACUCACGGCAAUCUUGUUGACAGAAGAACAUCACCUUAUUGAGUUUCCCUCACUUCUACUUCCACCUGGUGUUUCUUCAGGCAGUAUAGUGAACAUUAAUGUUGCUCGUAACUACGAGCAAGAAUCAGCCCAGAGUCGAGAUUUUUGGUCACUUCAAGAAGCCAUAUUAAAAGAGUUUGGAGAGAGUUCAUCACCUGGAUCGGAUAAAAUCAGAAAUAAAUUAGAGAAUUUGACCGAUAUAAAUAUUUGUUUUGAAUUAAUUGAAAUUAUAAAAAGAAUUGGUGCAAAAUAUGAAGAACAUGUCGGACCUGACACAACUCAUUUAAUAUGUAAUGCACAAGGUGGUAUUGAGUAUCAACGAGCAAUUGAAGGUAAUAUACCAAUCGUGAAACCUGAAUGGUUGGUUGCUUGUGAAAAAGCUGUUUUGGGGUAG